UUGCCGGGGUUUCGGGUUCUCCGGGACACGGCACGGCUCGGCUCGGCUCGGGGGGCCCGGGACCAGUGGCCGAGGAGCGGAGCACAGGCGGGAUCCUCCUCCCGGCCGGGCACCCCGGCUCGGAGGGAGCAGAAGAGCUGAUAUGGGCAAUGCACCCAUUUGCCAGGCUUGUCAUUCAGAGAAGGGCUUAAGGACACAAGGGAACAUACAGGACUUGGAUAAAACUCCUGAUUAUUAUGGAUACAACAUCGAAGAAAGUAAAGAGCCUGAAGCCCUGUCUGACAGCAAUGCAAGCUUUCUCCGAGCUGCCAGAGCUGGCAAUUUGGACAAAGUAGUGGAAUACCUGAAAAGUGGAAUAGACAUUAACACCUGUAAUCAGAAUGGGCUCAAUGCUCUGCACCUGGCAGCCAAAGAAGGCCACGUGGGACUGGUACAGGAAUUGCUGGAAAGAGGCUCGGCUGUGGAUUCUGCCACUAAGAAAGGGAAUACAGCCCUGCACAUUGCAUCCUUAGCAGGACAAGCUGAAGUUGUCAAAGUUCUGGUGAAGGAGGGAGCCAAUAUCAAUGCACAAUCUCAGAAUGGCUUUACUCCUUUGUACAUGGCAGCUCAAGAGAACCACAUUGAGGUGGUGAAAUAUCUCCUGGAGAAUGGAGCCAACCAAAGCACAGCUACCGAGGACGGUUUCACCCCUCUGGCUGUGGCACUGCAGCAGGGACACAACCAGGCGGUGGCCAUCCUGCUGGAGAACGACACCAAGGGCAAGGUGCGGCUGCCAGCGCUGCACAUCGCCGCCAGGAAGGACGACACCAAGUCGGCGGCGCUGCUGCUGCAGAACGACCACAACGCCGACGUGCAGUCCAAGAUGAUGGUGAAUAGGACGACUGAGAGCGGCUUCACCCCUCUGCACAUCGCCGCGCACUACGGCAACGUCAACGUGGCCACGCUGCUGCUGAACCGCGGAGCUGCAGUCGACUUCACAGCCAGGAAUGGAAUCACCCCACUUCAUGUGGCUUCCAAAAGGGGAAACACAAACAUGGUGAAGCUCUUGUUGGAUCGCGGAGGGCAGAUCGAUGCCAAAACCAGGGAUGGACUCACCCCACUGCACUGUGCUGCACGAAGUGGCCACGACCCAGUUGUGGAGCUGCUCCUGGAGCGAGGUGCCCCACUGCUCGCACGGACCAAGAAUGGACUCUCCCCACUCCACAUGGCAGCCCAAGGGGACCACGUGGAAUGUGUCAAGCACCUGCUGCAGCAUAAGGCUCCCGUGGACGACGUGACGCUGGACUACCUGACUGCCCUGCACGUGGCCGCUCACUGCGGCCACUACCGUGUCACCAAGCUCCUGCUGGACAAGAGAGCCAACCCCAACGCCCGUGCCCUGAAUGGUUUUACUCCACUGCACAUUGCCUGCAAGAAAAAUCGCAUCAAAGUCAUGGAACUCCUGGUGAAAUAUGGGGCUUCAAUCCAGGCUAUAACAGAGUCGGGCCUCACACCAAUACACGUGGCUGCAUUUAUGGGCCACUUGAACAUAGUCCUCCUCCUGCUGCAGAACGGAGCCUCUCCCGAUGUCACUAACAUUCGUGGAGAAACUGCAUUGCACAUGGCAGCACGUGCCGGGCAGGUGGAAGUGGUUCGCUGCCUCCUGAGGAACGGGGCCCUGGUGGAUGCCCGAGCCAGGGAAGAACAGACCCCGCUGCACAUCGCCUCUCGCCUGGGCAAGACGGAGAUCGUGCAGCUGCUGCUGCAGCACAUGGCGCACCCCGACGCCGCCACCACCAACGGCUACACGCCGCUGCACAUCUCUGCCCGCGAGGGCCAGCUCGACGUGGCCUCCGUGCUCCUCGAGGCGGGCGCCUCGCACUCCAUGUCCACCAAGAAGGGAUUCACACCGUUGCAUGUGGCAGCCAAAUAUGGGAGCCUGGAAGUGGCAAAGCUCCUGCUGCAGCGCCGUGCCUGUCCUGAUUCUGCUGGCAAGAACGGCCUCACCCCGCUGCACGUGGCGGCGCACUACGACAACCAGAAGGUGGCGCUGCUGCUGCUGGAGAAGGGCGCCUCGCCCCACGCGACCGCCAAGAAUGGAUACACCCCUCUGCACAUCGCUGCCAAGAAAAACCAGAUGCAGAUAGCUACCACUCUGUUGAACUACGGGGCUGAGACCAACAUUUUGACCAAGCAGGGAGUCACCCCACUUCAUUUGGCCUCCCAGGAAGGUCACACUGACAUGGUGACUUUGCUUUUGGAGAAAGGAUCCAACAUCCACGUGGCAACAAAGGCUGGACUGACAUCCUUACACCUUGCAGCUCAAGAGGAUAAAGUGAAUGUAGCCGAGAUACUCACCAAACAUGGUGCGAACCAGGAUGCUCAGACAAAGCUUGGUUAUACACCUUUAAUUGUGGCCUGUCACUAUGGAAACAUCAAAAUGGUGAAUUUUCUCCUCAAGCACGGAGCAAAUGUCAAUGCUAAAACAAAGAAUGGGUACACCCCUCUUCACCAGGCUGCUCAGCAGGGCCACACUCACAUCAUCAACGUUCUGCUGCAGCACGGGGCCAAGCCCAACGCCAUCACCACGAAUGGUAACACAGCCUUAGCCAUCGCCAGGCGCCUGGGAUACAUCUCUGUGGUCGAUACGCUGAAGGUUGUAACAGAGGAGAUCACCACCACCACAACUACUGUAACAGAGAAGCACAAGCUAAAUGUACCCGAGACAAUGACUGAGGUCCUGGAUGUGUCAGAUGAAGAAGCCUUUAAACACUCUGAUGAGGAGCCCUUCAGUGAUGGGGAAGCAUAUAGUGGCACGGGUGCUGUUAGCAGGAGUUCGUGGAGUGAUGACACAAUGACAGGAGAUGGAGGGGAGUACCUUAGGCCAGAAGACCUCCGGGAGCUGGGAGAUGACUCUUUGCCAAGCAGCCAGUUCUUAGAUGGAAUGAACUACCUGAGGUACAGCUUGGAAGGAGGACGCUCAGACAGCAUCAUGCCCAGCCUGCGGUCCUUCAGUUCCGACAGGUCCCACACGCUGAGCCACGCCUCCUACCUGCGCGACAGCGCCAUGAUCGACGACACCGUGGUCAUCCCCAGCCAGCAGGUAACAACUCUGGCCAAAGAAGCUGAAAGGAAUUCAUAUCGCUUAAGCUUGGGCCCUGAAAUCUUGGACAAUGUGGCUCUUUCUUCCAGCCCUAUUCAUUCAGGAUGCUCUUCUCCAUGUCUUGAUCUUGACAACAGCAGCUUCCUGGUGAGUUUCAUGGUGGACGCUCGCGGCGGCGCCAUGCGGGGCUGCCGGCACAACGGGCUGCGCAUCAUCAUCCCCCCGCGCAAGUGCACGGCGCCGACGCGCGUGACGUGCCGCCUGGUGAAGCGCCACAGGCUGGCCACCAUGCCGCCCAUGGUGGAGGGAGAAGGGCUGGCCAGCCGCCUCAUCGAAGUGGGACCCUCUGGGGCUCAGUUCCUUGGGCCCGUGAUUGUGGAGAUUCCCCAUUUUGCUGCCCUGCGUGGCAAGGAGAGAGAGCUGGUGAUCCUGCGCAGCGAGAACGGGGACAGCUGGAAGGAGCAUUUCUGUGAAUACACUGAGGAUGAACUGAACGAAAUCCUGAAUGGGAUGGAUGAAGUACUUGACACUCCAGAGGAGCUCGAGAAGAAGCGCAUCUGCCGCAUCAUCACCCGGGAUUUCCCUCAGUACUUCGCGGUGGUGUCCCGGAUCAAGCAGGACAGCAACCUCAUCGGGCCCGAGGGAGGGGUGCUGAGCAGCACCGUGGUCCCACAGGUGCAGGCAGUCUUCCCAGAAGGAGCGCUCACCAAACGAAUUCGCGUUGGCCUCCAGGCUCAACCUAUGCACACUGAACUUACAAAGAAGAUUUUGGGCAACAAGGCUACCUUCAGUCCCAUAGUCACUCUGGAGCCCAGGAGAAGGAAAUUCCACAAGCCCAUCACGAUGACGAUUCCCGUGCCCAAGGCCUCCAGCGACGGGCUCAUGAACGGCUACGGAGGCGACACGCCCACUCUAAGGUUACUAUGCAGCAUAACAGGAGGAACCACCCCUGCCCAAUGGGAAGACAUCACUGGGACAACACCACUGACAUUUGUUAAUGAAUGUGUUUCCUUCACGACAAAUGUGUCUGCCAGGUUUUGGUUGAUAGACUGUCGUCAGACACAAGAAUCUGUUACUUUUGCUUCCCAAGUGUACAGAGAAAUUAUCUGUGUCCCCUACAUGGCCAAAUUUGUGGUGUUUGCCAAAUCUCAUGAUCCCAUUGAAGCACGGUUAAGAUGUUUCUGCAUGACAGAUGACAAGGUGGAUAAAACUCUAGAACAACAAGAAAACUUUGCUGAAGUUGCCAGAAGCAGGGACGUAGAGGUGUUAGAAGGAAAACCCAUCUACGUUGACUGCUUUGGCAAUCUGGUGCCACUCACAAAGAGUGGGCAGCAUCAUAUAUUCAGUUUCUUUGCCUUCAAAGAAAAUAGACUUCCUCUGUUUGUUAAGGUCCGAGAUAGCACUCAAGAGCCCUGCGGACGAUUAUCGUUCAUGAAGGAGCCAAAAUCUACCAGAGGCCUCGUUCAUCAAGCCAUAUGUAAUUUAAACAUCACUUUACCCAUUUACACAAAGGAAUCAGAUUCAGAUCCAGAACCAGAAGAGGUUGAUAUGACUUCAGAAAAAAAUCAACAGGAUGAUCAGGAAAGGACAGAGGAAAGACUGGCCCACAUCGCGGAUCAUCUUGGAUUCAGCUGGACAGAGCUAGCAAGAGAACUGGACUUCACAGAGGAGCAAAUUCACCAGAUCCGAAUUGAAAAUCCCAAUUCUCUUCAAGACCAGAGCCAUGCACUCCUCAAAUACUGGCUUGAAAGGGAUGGGAAACAUGCAACAGAUACCAAUCUGACCCAGUGUCUGACGAAAAUCAACCGCAUGGACAUCGUUCACCUGAUGGAGACCAGCGGCAUAGACCCCGUGCAGGGCCACGGCACGCGCACGUACGCGGACACGGAGCAGUCCUUGGCACUGGACCACAGUGAAGGGUUUUCAGCACUGCAAGAGGAAGUGUGCAGCUCGAGACACAAGAAAGAACAGCAGAGACUGUCUAAGGACAGCGAGCCAACCGAGCACCCCCCUCUGGUCUCCGAGGAAGACGUGUCUGUCAGUUAUUCCCCGUUCCAGGACAGUACUCCCAGGAGUGAAGCCGAAGUGUCCAUGACUGAGCUUCUGAGGCAAGCACACAAGGAACAAGCAGAAACUGAAUUCUCAGGGAAACCCCAAGACGUGCCAGGGAAACCAUCUGCUUCACAACAGGAAUACUUCGUCACGACUCCAGGAACAGAGCAGUCCAUGGGAGCUGGAAAAGCAGCGAGCGGAAAAUCUGCGCACUCAAGCACGGCAAAGGGAGAGGUGCAGAGAGCCCCCCCACAGCCCCCGUCCCCUGUGCAGAGAGGAGACUCCCCCAUCAUCCAAGAGCCUGAGGACACCCAGCUCCACAGGGAAAGCCUCUCUCCAAGGAGAUCUAGUCUCGUGAUAGUGGAGUCCACUGAGGAGCAGAUGGAGAAGUCUGGAAGGGGCUUUGAAGAGGAAUCUUUAGAAAAGGAGUUAACAGAGGAGUUAGGUGGGCUGGAGCUCAGCUCAGACGAGGAUGAGAUGGUCACUACCAGAGUCAUUCGGCGCCGGGUGAUCAUUCAGGCUGACAGUAUGCCUGAAAUGCCACCAGAAACAGUCACAGAAGAGCAGUACACAGAUGAACAUGGCCACACGGUGGUGAAGAAGGUGACUCGGAAGAUCAUCCGGCGAUACGUUGCUCCAGAUGGCUUGGAAAAAGAGGAAGUGCUAAUGCAGGGAACACCGCAAGCGCCCAUCACUGUGGAAGAGGGAGAUGGUUAUUCCAAAGUGGUGAAGCGAGUUGUGCUGAAGAGUGACAGUGAGCACUCAGAGGUGACCCUGUCAGAACCUGCCAUUCUCUCUAGUGCCUCCAAAUUCCAGUCCGAGCCAGUGGAGGGCCGGAAAGUCAGCAAGGUCAUCAAGACCACUGUAGUGCAUGGAGAGAGGACGGAGAAACACCUGGGGGAUGCCAGCUUGGCCUCUGAUCUUCCAUCAGCCAAAGAGGACUUUGAAGAGGCUUUGAGCUAUACAGGUCAACACAUGACAGUGCAAGUCCCUGCUUUGGUAGAGAAAGAAAUCAAGAAAGACGAUGGAUCAGUAAUUAAAAGGACAAUACUAAGUAAAGCCAGCACACAGAAGAGGACUGUGAUGAAGGACCGCUAUGGAAAACAUGUUCACAUAGAAGAGCUGGAAGACACCCCAGAAGCGCUCCCCAGGGAUGACCUCCAGCAUGACCUCCAGCAGCUUCUUAGGCACUUCUGCCAAGAGGACUGGACACAGGAGGCCAAGUGAGAAGCUGCCGCCCCUGCACAGCGCCACGUGACCCCUCCCAUACGCAGCCGUCACCGUCCCUGGGUAGCAGAGUCGUCACUGCCGCUCCUACCUGUGCAGCUGCAGUGAAUUCAUUUCUCCCCAUCCCGAGUUGCAUUUUGUGCUGUUAUGAUUUUUCACCCUGUAAGCUAAUUUGUGACCAAAGAUAGCAUCCUUCAGGCAGGAUGAUUUAUCCGCCAUGCUGGCACCCUGUCAGCGUCGCCACUUGUCCCUGUCCCUUUGCUCUGGCGCUCGCUUACUGACACGGCCCUUGCCAAGCAGACUUCAUCGACAGGCCUCUUCCACUGACUGUGUACAUGCACCGUACAAAGGAGUUGACGUGUAAACUGUAAAUAGCAGAGUAUUUGAACUCGCUAGACCACAGAAUACUCACUGCCCGUUGGCAUCGUGGGUUACGAGAUGCAGUGACCCUGCGGAAUGGUGACAGACGACGGAACGGCACCACCCGGACCACAGAUGCUGACUGACCCCGGAGGAAGCGCUGCAGAGCUACCGAGUACUAAGAGUUACUGUUUAGAGAUCUGGUCUAGGCAAAGGCUGCGCCAGUCAGGCAAAAGGCAGCUGUUCACAUGAAUCACAGCUGACUGUGGCCAUGAAUUGUGCAGACACCUUCACACAGCCACUGCAAUGUUUCCAAAAGAAAAAGAAAGAAUAACUUCCCCACUAGGUACCCAAGUUGCUAGCAGCUCUACCUGCGGCAUGUUCGCAUAUGGUAUUCAAGCCUAUAGAUCCGGACCUGUGGUGGGGUGUAUUAAACAAUCCUAACUCCGGUAGUUUCCCGUUUCCAUCACUGCUUAGCCGACCUCACCGACUGACUGGGAGUGCUUCCUGCUGGCCACUGCACUGUAGAUAACUACGGAACAAAGACUUACCCACUAUACAAGGAAAAUAAUUAAUUCACCGUGUUUUAUCGAGAUUGCCUCUUAGCCGAUACACGCAUGUGGCAUUUGAAGGUCAAAACCAAACCCUCCUAGAACCAUGUCAGCUUCUUGGCCCUCUUAGCACUGAGCGAGCAGUUUUUAUCUUCUGAUCAAAUGUUUUUUAAAGAACAAGUGCUCACAAUCCUUGGCAGCCGGUUUCUGUUCAUAUUUUGUUAUGUAACUAUAUUAUAUAUAUAUAUAUUUCUAAACCGACCCUCUGAAAACCACAUUAGCAUGUCUGCACUUUUACUUUCCACAAGGGGAACGUAGGGAUCUGAUGUUUUGGGUGUUCUAUACCUUAAUAUUUAAUGGAGGAAGCUCUGUAGGGUUUUAGCAUAACACGCAUACACACAAACACACCAACUUAAUGCUUUUAAACAGCUAUCUCAUUUUUUUAUAGUAGACUCAGCACCACAGUAAAACCAACCCUCUCUUCUAGGAGCAAUCCUUUGUCCAAGCUUAUCUGGCCUUCUACAAUUAUAGGGUUCUUUGGUUUUGGUUUUUUUUUAAUGACUCACUCAGUGCUCAGAACAAGGGCACUUCCUCAUUAAGGUAAUAAUGCCAAAAGCAUGGAAACACCUCUGGAGUUCUGGCUUCCUGUGGGCAGAACCAUGAGGUGCCGUGCUGACACUUUUUGGGCAGGCAAGAAAAGAAACUUAAAGAAAAAAGUGUUUUGGCAGCCAAAUCGAAUGAGACCCCUGAUGAAACAUCUCACAGCGCAUCGUGGCUUCCUGACUGUCCGAGACAGCACAGGAGGGUCUUCAAGGAUGGGGCUCUCAAGAAAUGCAUUUCUGUUGUGUUAUUUGCGGUGCAGAUGAUGUUCUGUGUAACAGCAUAAUGGUUAUUCACCUCUUAUUUUGAUUUUUUGCUGUGUUAUCAGAGAACUUGAAUACUGUGAGAAGAAGUGAAUUUUAAGUUGACGAAUCAGCAUCUUGUUCCCAUGGUGAUAACACUAAUUGAAUAUAUCUAUGAGGGCAUGUAUUAGUUAAAAAUUAAAAAGAUACAACACUAACAAUACAUAGCUGCAAUGUGUACAAUGGCUGAUUUAACUAAAUAAAAAUGUACAAGUGUUAAAUGUA
Messenger RNA from Pyrgilauda ruficollis (rufous-necked snowfinch), 8399 nucleotides. It is a transcript of the gene ANK2, whose product is annotated as ankyrin 2. Gene Ontology annotation, cellular component: T-tubule. The coding region runs from base 143 to 6361 and encodes 2072 amino acids. Gene Ontology annotation, biological process: protein localization to T-tubule; signal transduction; regulation of cardiac muscle contraction. Lineage: Eukaryota; Metazoa; Chordata; Aves; Passeriformes; Passeridae. Gene Ontology annotation, molecular function: protein binding. The transcript is spliced from 50 exons. The record is from RefSeq and is a predicted model, not a curated record.